AUGGAUCCCCUGGUGGCAGACGGAUUCCACAACCAGACUUGCAGCCCACUCUGCGGACUUCCAGAAGAAUUGCUUCUUGACAUCAUGAAGCUCCUUGACCCACUGAGCAUCCAGUGUCUGAGACGGGCAUGCCGGUAUCAUGAUAUCGAAUAUCACCAGCGAUCGAUCUUCGUCCCCUGGCACCUCAGACCUCUCCUUGACAGAGACAUCGGAGAAUAUUGCGCCGACUGUCGAGCAAUGCGGACAAGUCCAACCUGGAACGAAAAGCUGUCCCGACUGACAGCGACGUACAUGCAUUGCUCCGGCUGCCGGUGCGACCAUCCCGUCGGUCUAUUUUCUCGAGGUCAGCGGCGGGCACCACCCCGGUCUCGAAUCUGCAUUGGGCGCGAGGGAUUUGUGCGGCUCUGCAACCAUAAGGUGGUGAAGCUAGCUAAACUCGGCAUCGAUCCCAACGCCAUGCGAACCACAGUAUACUUGCCACCUUGCGAAGACCCGAGCCACAUUCCUAAACACCAUGGCCCUCACUCCAUUCAUACUCUCCACGCGAAUAUACAACCCACUGUCGCCGUUGAAACCACAAUCAAGAGUAACAUCGUGGUUGAGCUUCGGUGGGUUGGACAUCUCCGCCUUCCUGAUCUUGGCUGCGAUGAACUUGGCCACUGCAAACGGUUACGAAAGGGCGCUGCGGAGUUCAUUGCCCCAGAGCUUCCUCCAGGCCGUCUAACGGAAAUGAGCUGCUUUGACCCGAAUCGUUGCUGCUGUCUCCAAUACUCCGGCUUGGAGAAUCUUUCGCACGGUUGGCAACUCACACCCGUGGAAGAGAUUAGGUACCCAACGUGUCGAGCCCACCCGGAUCGCCGCCUCGGCGCCCUCCAGCCGACCAAGGAUGCCGGGGACGAGAACCCACAGCCACAAGAGGCACAGACAGGAAGUCACCGCGCAUGGGCUGACAACAGCUUGGGCACCUUGAUAGUCUGGACUAACCCAUGCUCCGGUGGAGGUAGCUGUUUGCGAGUGAGAUACUGCCGCCAGAUUAACGUUUUCCCCGCAGAUUGGCGCCCAGGCUGUGUGACCAUGUCUUGGUUCCGAGCCCUCGAUCCGGACUCCUACAACCUGACAGCCGACGAUGCAAGCUUUGGGGUCCUGUGGUGUCGCCAGCAGGGAUGUAGGAACUAUUAUCGGUACCUAAAACCAUCUCUUGUCCCUCUUGACAAGAUAAUCCGACGGUGCACUGGUUCUUGCCCGGCAUCGCGAUGA
Molecule: messenger RNA, 1257 nt
Organism: Phialemonium atrogriseum
Lineage: Eukaryota; Fungi; Ascomycota; Sordariomycetes; Cephalothecales; Cephalothecaceae
Exons: 5
Coding region: 1-1257 (418 amino acids)
Molecular function (GO): protein binding
Source: RefSeq, a predicted model, not a curated record